Messenger RNA from Trichoderma harzianum CBS 226.95, 1627 nucleotides. RefSeq lists its product as hypothetical. The transcript has 2 exons. Bases 323 to 1309 code for a protein of 328 amino acids. Lineage: Eukaryota; Fungi; Ascomycota; Sordariomycetes; Hypocreales; Hypocreaceae. The record is from RefSeq and is a predicted model, not a curated record.
UUGCUGCUUCUACACGGCUCUUUGAGCUUCUACUUCAAAAAGGCAAACACGAACGAAUCCCUCCUUUAGGCGUGCCUUAUUCCUUUGAGUGCGCCUUCUAUAACAAAACGUUACUCGCUUCACUGCGUGUCGUUUGCUCGUUUGUAAUCUACGUACCCCUUCGUGCUUAGUACACGCCCUGUUCAUCACUUCUUCCUACGCCCUAUACCGGUCGUCCGUGACAUCUUCGCAUUCGACCAUCUUCUAUUACCAUCCGACCAGCUUCGACGCUUCUCUCUCUCAUCUGUCCACUACAACAAUCGCAUACCUACAUAAAGCCAUCAUGGAUGUCAUCAUGGAUCACAAGUCAUUCUCAUCCCCCGCCGCCAAGCGUCGCCAUGUCCAGUCCAAGCGCGGCGUCCUCCGGCGUCGUGGUACCAAUUACCUGGUCAGGUCUACUGCGAAGCGCUUGAUGGAGUCGAAAAGCCACGCCAUCUACCAUCAGUUCUCCUACCAGGGAUACCCCGACUAUUCCUGCCUCUCCGGUGCGUGGGAGGCUCGGCGGAAGGAUGGCGGCUCUUCCGAGGCUCCGCGCCCUCUUCAAGUAGACGUCGAGAGGGACCUUCGCUACCUCUUACACGGUAUUCGUGAGCAGCAGGGCAAGCGUGAGAACCGCGCUCCCACCGUAUCACCUCGGAACGAAGAGCAGGAAGGUCGGGAUCUUGCUCGCAGCGAGAUUCCGCUCCCCAGUGACGUUCCUCGUCUUGUCAGACGGCCCAGCCUGGAACGCGAGGAGGCUUUCCGGGUUGCCAGCACCGCCAAGGGCAAAGUUCACCUCCGCGCUUCCCCCGAAAGUGAAGAUGCGCAGAUCGCGGAGCUUUACCAACAGGGUCUUCUCUACGACGGCGACGAGCAGCGCCCUGAGGAAAUCUUCAACCUCAACAGCAUCCAACACGAGGCCCCGGUGUAUACCAUUCGUCCUGCGAAGCGGGGUCGCAAGUCCAAGAAGGCUAAGCCUGCAGCCCUCGUUCUAUCCUAUUCCGAUGUUGGCGAGUGCAGCACCAAGGCAAACGCUUCAACAGCUCGGCAUUCAGCUGCUGACGACUCAGAGACGAGUGAGGCCUUCCCUCCUCUGAGAAUCGUCUACGGGCAGAACGCGUCAAAUCCAACAUUUGACGUCGAGACAUCUCAACCCCCAGAGCUGAUGCUUGACCUCUCUGAUUACGAUUGCUUUACCGACAGCGAGCUUGACGAUGAUGUGCCGUCCCAGACGGAGAUUGUGGAGAACGCAAACAACCCAACCUCGGAGACUUGGAUCAUGCUGGGUUGAUCGACUCGCAGCAGGUCUGCUUAGGAUCCCCCCGUGCUCCGCCGGGAUUUGGAAACUGGACAGGUGGGAGAGCCUCACCUCAGACUGGUCCAUCACACAAACCUGGCAUGAUUCUUUUUCUCUCGGCGUUUUUGUUCUACUUCGUUUUCGGGUGGGAUUGGGUUUUCGAGGAUCGGGAUAGAUAUUGUAUACUACAGCCUGCAUAGCGAGUGGUGUACCAGCAGAUCCACGACGGCAGUUUGCGUUCCCUGCAUGGGAUGAGCGACGGUGCAUUUUUUCUUCUUGUUCUUCUCGCUUAGAUGAUAAUGAACUUGUUCA